Molecule: messenger RNA, 7267 nt
Organism: Gryllus bimaculatus (two-spotted cricket)
Lineage: Eukaryota; Metazoa; Arthropoda; Insecta; Orthoptera; Gryllidae
Source: the annotation of a GenBank genome assembly
AUUGGAUGACACCGUAACAGGUGAUUAAAUGUCAACGCGUGUAUAUUUAAAUUGAAAUAUAGGAUAUGUUGUUUCUGCUUUGCUCCCAUGUUGCUUCGCGCGUUGAAACGACCAAAUCACGCGAGGGUCGCCAGGGUCGCAAAUGCAAUGUGGACCAACGUGGACCUGAAUUAACCUAACCUGCUGCUGAGAGAAAUCUGACUCUGAGCGGAGUGCGGUUUCCCUAUAACCUUACUUAGUUGUGAUCACCUGAGAUAGUUGUUUGACGUCUGCGAAGGACUGAAUGGAUCGCGGAGCAAGUAGUGUGUGUUAGGUUCCAUUCACCUGCUGCUGGGGCCGGAGGCUGUCCACCCACACGAGGUGCUGGCACAGAGCCUGCAAGAGGCCUCUUGCCAUUGGCUGGCCCCUGCCUGCACCCGAUUGGCCCUCUUCUCCCCUGGAGGUGGAGAGCGCGUGGUGACGGGAAGCAAUGUCAUUCCCUAAUAAGGGUGACCGUGACAAGUGCUGGACUGCUCGUGAUCGUUAUUGGGAGUGUCUGGACCUGAACCUGGAGGAGCGUGAACGCUGCUUGAAGCAGAGGCAAGUGUACGAGUCAUCUUGCCCAGCUCAGUGGGUGAAGCAUUUUGACCGCAAAAGAACCUAUUUGAAGUUCAAGGACCGCAUUGAGAAAGAAGGAUUGCCAACCUCACAAACCUCACAAACAUCCUUGUGUUCUGUUACUGGUCCACUGCAAUCAUCAAAACAUCGUGUGUAUAGACAAUUGAUAUUGCUUCAAGAAGAUAAAUUCCAAAAUGGCAAACACUAAAAGUCUUGAUAACUUGGAAUCAAAUGAUGAUCCACAGUCACAACUUAACAAUGCUGUAGAAGAGUUAAUUUUUUUUUUAAAGCACUGUCCCAUGGAUGGAUCAUUUAAAAAUGAUGCUGUUACAGAUGUUAUUAAGUUGGGUCUAGGCAAAGAGCGCCCACAAGUUGAUUCUUUCGUCAUGCCUGUUGCUGCAACCUGCCUGCCCAUGCUCUUUGCAUUUUUGGCCGAGGGAAGCCUGCAGACUGUGGAAGAUCUUUUGCUGUGUGCAGACGCCGCGGCAUCGCUUCUGGGCAUGUUUCCACCUGACAUGGCGAAUACCGUGGUGACGACCUGCCUGCGUGUGGGCAAUGAACCCAAUACUGAGGUGGACUUCUCAGAGGGUGACACGCAAAUUUUCUUAAAGUUGGUGGUGGCAAAGCCUCUGACUUUCAAGUUGUGCAUGUGCAGGGGACUGUUGCGAAACCAGUACUGCCUGACGCCCUCCAUCUUAGGAUACAUGGCACCAAUAAUUUCCACUGCUUGCUACCAAUUCUCUCCAUUCACCUGCUUGGGAUUCAGGACUUUACAUAUGUGGAUAUCGUACUGGAAGAAAAUGGAUUAUUAUCUUGACAGCACCGUUUCUGAAAACAUCUAUACUAUUGUUGUUGGCAAUUGGGAGAAUCCGGUUCCAGGUGUUCGCAAAGAGAAUGUGAAGACCCUGGAAAAAUUCCCUGGUAUUGUGUCAGCAUUAGUUGCCACCUUGGGAAUUAAUCGUCUGAGCCCCGCGGGAGCUGAAGUUUAUCGUGUGUGCUUGGCUGCUUUCACUGAUGUGGAUGCAUGGUGCUGUUGGUUCUUGCAACCCUUGCUCACUCUCUUGACCUCUCCAAGAGAACAAGACAGGUUAGCCCAGUUGAGCCUGUUAAUGCGGUGGCUUCCUCCAACUCUCCGCAAAUUUCCAGUUCUCACAGAAAUUAUGAACAAUGAGUUGUUGUCAAACAGAAAUGAGAAUUUACGAGUUGAUGUAGCCCUAAGUGCAUUAAUACAUCAAGCACGCAAAGAGGGAUACGUGGCAGAACUUUGGCCACAGUUUUCCUUUAUUGAGUCUUUUCUUAUUGAUGGUGAUGAGGAAGUUCGAAAACAUGCUUUUGGGGCCAUAUGUAAGAAAACAAAGAAGUCAGCAAUUCCACCAGCUGAAGAAUUUGAAGCAGUAAAAAAGUUUCUGAAAGAAAACGUUAAUGUGGACAGCAGUACACUGAGGCAAAGCAUUGUGAAUUCUUUUUCUCAUUUCCUUGAGCGAAUGUAUGAGUCGUGUGCAAAACAUAUAGAAGGGGAAUGUUCUGUACUGAAGCCAAAUCUUUCAUUCCUGCAUUGGAUGCAUAAGUUUCUGCUUGGUAAUUUGAAACUGGGUGGAAACUACCAGCGAAUAGUGACUUCUCUUCAGUUGUAUUUGGAGAUCCUAAAACGGUUCGGCCCAAGUGACACAAACAAACCUUCUACAGCUGAGACUAUUAGAUCUCUGGCCAAAGGCCAAGGCAUGUGGGCAUUUGAGACUGAGGAGAGCUGGCAUGUUACAGCUGCUGAAAUCCUGUCGAAACAUCUAAAACUUCUUAACAAGGAAGGCGCGUUGUCACGCUUAGAAUAUUUGUGGACGCUGACGCUCCGUCAGUGCCGCAGUGCCAUCUUCUAUGAAGCUGAGAGUGGCAGCCUGCUGAUGAAACUUAUUGUUCAUUUUCUAACAGAAUUACCACAUCUGUCUGUGACCUUUCCUCAUCAAACUGACAUAAUGAGAAACAAGGAGAGAUUGGAUAUGCUGCUUAAGACCUGCAGUGACUUCUCUGUUAGACUGCAAGUAGAUCCAGCAUUACAUAAUAAAUCUAUUAAUGAUUGUCCUGGAGAGCAUAGUGAAUCUGCUGCUAAAACCACUCCCAAAACUAAUAAACCCAAUGAAGAGAUGCAGAAUGCUGCAGAUACUAAACACUGUGAAGAGUUGCGGCCUUUGAUCACUUUCUGGCAAUUGGAGGUAGAACACCAGUGGAUCUCCUGCCGGAAGGAUGUGUUCCGUGCAAUGACCUGUGGUGCUGCUUUGCAUGGAGCCCUGGGUGCCUCUGUACACUUGGCCCCAUACUUCACUCAAGAAGAUGUAGCACUUGUAUUGCUGCAUUUAAAUAGGAUUGUGGAUUAUUUCCUCAGCCUUCUGUCUGGGCAGGAGGAGGAUUGCUGCGCAGUGUCCCCGUCAUUUGCAGAGAUGACAUUGGCUAUUAACAAGUUGGUGCCGGAGGAGGAUCUGGAGAGCUGUCCCACGCAGCUGUCCCCCGGCCACCAGCUCACCCUCAGUUGUGUGUGGCUCACCCUCAAAGAGAGUUGUGCCCUUGCAGCCACUCUCGUCUGCAACCCUAAUGCCUCUGGGUUGGAUGUAGUGCGCAGUUUGAUGAUUGUCGAGAAGGUUCUGCUUAGGUGUAGGCACAAGGGCACUAUUGAAGCUGCAGGAGCAUCUUUUGCAGUAAUGGUGCGACACGUGACAAGGAAAGAAGAAACUAGAAAGUGCUUAUCAUCGUUUCUCCCUGAAUGUGGUGAGAAGCUCGUGGACUUUCUCCAAGAUAUGUUGGAGCGAGUUCUCGUGGGCAUUGCUACUUAUUCCAACCAGACAUCCAUCACUCGCCAGUCUGCUGGCAUUGCUAUUCUUGUGCAGAAGAUUAUUGCUGCUGACGCUCGCCCUGACAAGCCGCUGCUGCGCGUGUGCCUGCGCGGGCUGUGCGAGGCGGUGGAGAGCCCCCCGCCGCUGGGCCAUGCCCUGGAGGAGUGCGACCUGCCGCAGGCGUGCGCCUUGCACCUGCUGAGCCGCCUGGCGCAGGACGCGUCGCUGCGCCUCGAGCUGCUGCCCUACGCCUCGGCCACGGCCCUGCUCUGCGUGGACGCCUUCUCCUCCGCCAACUGGACCGUGCAGAAUGCUGCUCUACAACUUUUUGGAGUUCUCUUACCUCUGAUUGUUGGGGAGAAAAAGGUUCAAGAUGAUGACACGGAAAUCUAUGGAAACCUUACUACUGAAGAGUUUCUUGCCCAUUAUCCCAGCCUGACUACCUUCUUCUUGGAUGAAAUGAAGAAAACAUCAUCUCAACCAGAUAUGUUUAAAUACAUUGUGCCCAUUUUGUCUUUUCUCAGUAAACUUACGUAUGGAGAUUGUUGGUCUGCAGAUAACUGUGGUCUUGAUCUUCAAUACUUUCUGAAAUAUAUGGUUCAAUUUAUGAAGUGCCCAGAAUUGGCUAUAAGAAAAACUGCCGCCAAAUGUUAUAGUAGAUUCAUACCCAAAAACAAGGUCUAUGCAACUGUUACAAUGUUAUGUACUGAAUUGAAGAAGGCAGAAAACAUGUCAGAGAAUGAAAUUCACGGAAAACUUGCUGCCCUACAACAGUUAAUUCAUCGCUUAAUAGAAGAAGGUACUGAUGUGCAAACAUUUAGGCAUAUGCGUCACAAUUUGCAAGUUCCUUUACCAGAAAAUUCAUAUAUUAAUAAGUCUAUUCACCUUGAAAUCAUGCAUCUUAUAGAAAUCCAUUGCAGUGAUUAUGGAUUCCAUGAUUAUUUGAAACUAGUAAGAGAGGUAAUUGUUGCUUUAAAAAAGAAAUCAUUCCGCGAUAUGCUUUUUCCAGGAAUUCAUUCUUGGGCCAUUCAGGGGGUUAAAUUUGCUUCCACUAGGUGCAGAGAAAAGGAGUUGUGUUCAAUCUGGACAACAGUGUAUGCAAAUGACUGGGAUAUCCUUUCUGACACUUGUGUUUGUGCAAUCAAAAGUAGAAUUCCCAAUUUGUCUGAAUCCACCAAAGAAGAGUUAACAAACACCUUGGUGUCUUGUGUGUGCAAUGGAUGGACAAAGGAAUGGGAUCUUUUAAGUUCCAUAUUCUUAACUCUUCUUGAGUUGACUUCAACUGUGAAUCUAAUGACAACUUUUAGAAUUAUUCAUAACAUACUUACCAUUGCCAGAAAAGAAGAGUGCUUAGUGAUUUGGUCGAUAUCUUUGCCUCUUGCUUGCAAAAUGUUUGCUUCUAACAUUACAAAUUUUCAUAACAUUUCCCAAUCAGAGAAAGAAUUCUUGAAGGUACUUGCAGAAGAAGCUCUGGCAAGAACGGCUGCUGAUGAAUGGGAUGUAGAUGUACGUUUUCAUGCUGCAGAAUCGUUUGUUGUACUGUUUCGAGGACUCUCUUGCCUUCAUUCUCAAGAUAAAGAGAUUGAAAAUGUGCCUUUGUAUGUGGAUAUAGUCAGUACUGUUUUGGACUGUGGAUUAGCCCUUUUGCAAGACGAAGACCCAGUAGUUCGCAGUGAAGCCAGCAAGUUUGUGUCGUCUGAACAGAACCCCUAUGUGUGCCUUCUGACUCUUCUUAGAGUGGAGGGGCUCCUUGGAGUAUUCAGCCAUUAUCAAAUAGCAAGGUACUUCCUAAAGAAGCUAUUGGAUAUGAGCUCGCUAGAAGCUAUGCUGGCAGAGGCCGAGUGCGAGAUGCAAGCUGCGGCUGCUGUGAAGAGCAGCCCCUUCGAGCAUGGGACGAGCAACAUCUACGCAGAAGAGGCUCAAGUGUUGAGGGCCAUGGCUGAGAGCCUCCUGGAGCUACUGCAACUGCAGCCAUGUGGGCCUGAUGCUCUGCCAGCAUUUCCCAAAGCCCAAGACCUCGAAGUCCUCGUCACAAAGCUACUUCACCACUGGAAAGGGAUGUCAAGCUCACCCUCAGAGGCAAAAUUACUGCUUUUGAAAUUGGAGAUACUUUCUCAAUUAGAAGAUAAAAUUACUAAUGGUUCUUCAAUCAAAGAUUAUUCAAAAUUAACGGAGAUGGUUAAAUCUUCUUUGAGGCCUUACAAGUCUACACUAGAUUUAAAUGAAGAUGCAUGCAGCAGUGUGAGAGUGCAGAAACAGUGUGUGUGACAGAUUUUGGUUAAGAUGGUACUUUUUUAGAACAUUGUAUUUUUAGGAAAGGAAGAUUCUUCACACAACACUGACGGUGCUUACAUGUUGAUCAUGCAUAUUCAAUAUUGAGGAGUUCUAUGUACCUCUGAUCUACAUGGCAUAUCAUUAAACUUCUUGAGACCUGGGAAUUUGCACCUUUGUAAAAUAACAUAUUUUGUGUCAUUCCAUUUUGUUUAAUAACAUAUAUUUAUUUGUUUGUAUUACACAUUUUAUUUUCCAGUUGUUUUUUUUAAUAUUGCAAUUAUAUUUAUUAAAUUGAUCUAGAAUGUUUUGUUUAUGUACAUAUUUCUAUAGAGAAGGAGCGGCAGGUUUUCUUUGCCAAUUCCUUAAAAGACUUUCAGAAGAAUGGAAGCAAUGAAGAUGGUUGAAGUUUUUUGUUUCUUUUUUUAAAUAUGUGAAAAGCUUACACAAACUUGCAGGCCAGCAGAAUGGAUAACUAAGCUUUAAUUUUUUUGACUUUAAAUCAUAGUCAAAUAUAAAAAGUAUUAUUUAAGACUGAGAACAGUUGAUAUGAGAUUGAGAGAACAAUUUUUUAUAUUUGGUGUGCCAUUGUUAAAAGCUUUAAGAAAGUCAUUAGCAUAUGAGCCUAUAAGAAAUUUCACUUGAAUGAAUGAUAUAAAAUAUAUCAGUAUGUAGUUUAUAAAUGUCUAGUGAUACAGUUUUUGAGUUCUUGUGAUGUGCUUUAUUUAUUUACAAAAAAUGUUACAUAAAUGUCUUCUUUUGGGAUGAAUGAUUGUUGAAAAUAUUUUUCCUUACUCUGAAUUUGUAUUUUUUUUAAUUUGGAAAAUGUUUAGUUCUCUGUCUUUGAUUCUUUUGGGUCUUUGCAUUUCAAUAGAUAUAACAAGUAUCUGUUGCUUUAUUAUCAAUCAUAAGAAAAAUAAGUUAUUAAAUAGCAAUGCAUCAAACCACGUGAAAAAUCAAUCAUGUAUCAGUAAAAAAAAAAUAUUUUGGAUUCAGUUUUUUAUUAUUACAAAACAUUUCGUUCUUGUUUUGAAAUUAUUUUCCCAUACGUUAAUAAAUAAUUUCAAAAUGAAUGACAAUACAGUAAAACCUUGAUAAAUAAAAUUAAAAUUAAGAAAUUAAUAUAUAAUGAAAUAUCUGUAAUAAACUAUUAAAAACAUUAUCAAUCACUUCAUUUUCAAUUAUGCAUGCAAUGCGUAAUUAAUUAUUAUUAUUAUUAUUAUUAUUAUUAUUAUUAUUAUUAUUAUUAUUAUUAUUAUUAUUACUAUUAUUAUUAGUAGUAGUAGUAGUAAUAAUAAUGUAUUUUAAAAUGUUUCAGUAAUCAAUAUUGAUAAAAUUUCACAUCUUCAUAAUUACUUACUGUGUUUAAAAUCAAUAUUUCCACUAUGUGACAUUUUCUUUAAGUUUAUACAGGAAUUCUUGGGCAUAAUUUUGAAGAGUUAUAAAGAAAUAUUCACGUUACAGUCUGAGGAGUCCAAUAAAACAACCCAGAAUAUCGUUUUUGGUAGAGGUCCGUGAAAAAUGCUCAAAAACUGGAAUAUGUGAGAUUUACUCUAUCAGUUACUUUUCAAAACAUG